AAAGUGCUAAGAGCUCGAGUUCAGUUCAGAGAUCAUGGUAGUCAACUACUCACCCGGCUCGCACAACUCCGCAUCGACUCCCAGCUCUGUGAUGUGACCCUGGUCGCCGAGGGAACACGUAUCAAAGCCAAUCGAACUCUACUCGCUGCAUGUUCAGAUUAUUUCAAAGCUAUGUUUACAAGCGACAUGGCAGAAAGCCGUUUGCAGGAAAUAGAAAUGGUGGACAUAGAAGCUUCGACGCUUGAUGCUCUAAUCAACUACUGCUAUUCUGGUAAGAUAAAGCUCACUGACGCCAACGUUGUAAAUAUUUUGGGCGGCGCUUGCCUGCUUCAAUUACCUAAAGUUAAGGAAGAGUGCUGUAAUUUUCUGAAGAAAGGGUUAAAUUCGUCAAACUGCCUGAAAAUUCGAAAAAUCGCGGAUACUUAUGCAUGUCCAGAGCUCCUGCAAUUCACUGAGAAAUACAUCCUGCACAACUUUCGGGGAGAACUCAACCUACUUUCAGUUGACCAGUUAACUGAACUAAUUUCAAGUGACAAGCUCAAUGUGCGAUCAGAAAAGCAGGUCUACACUGUAGUGCUUAUGUGGGUCAAGUACGAUCUGCCAGCAAGAAAACAGUUUCUAUCA
Cooperia oncophora is the source of this 624-nucleotide messenger RNA. NCBI's taxonomy places the organism in Eukaryota, Metazoa, Nematoda, Chromadorea, Rhabditida, Trichostrongylidae. The record is from the annotation of a GenBank genome assembly.